AUGAACCCGAAAAUUGUCAUCAUUGGUGGUGGUUUAGGUGGAUUUGCCGUUGGUGUGGGACUGCUGCAACAUGGAUUCACUAAUGUCACUGUAUACGAACGAGAUGCCGGUAUGGAUAGUCGUCGUCAGGGUUAUGGAUUAACUAUUCUACAAGGAAUUAGUGCAUUAAAACGGUUAAAUGUAUUCGAAGAAGUGCAUUCACUUGAUACACCUUCACGAUCACAUUAUAUUUUUGAUAAAGACGGAGGUAUGAUCGGUUUUUUCGGAACUAUAUUCUGGCCAGAAGCGGAUAGUCAACCAAAAGCAAAUAAGAAGCAUAAUCUACAUAGUGAAAGACAAGAAUUACGACGAAUUCUCAUGAAUCGAUACAUUUCCAUACAUCCGCUCGGCGCAGGUGGUACUCAAUGGAAUUAUCGGCUUUGUCAGAUCGACCGUGCUGCACGUACAGUUUCGUUCACAAACGAAUGUACAGUGACAGACGUUGAUGUUGUCAUCGGUGCUGAUGGAAUUAAUGGGUUAGUUCGUUCAUUCAAAUACGAUCCAGCUAUUGACAAACCUUUAAACUAUUUGGGUAUGCUAGUAGUGCUAGGAAUCACGGGAAAUAUCGAACAUUAUCUAGCAAAGGACCGUGUGUUUCAAACCAUGGAUGGAUGCUUUCGUCUUUUCGCUAUGCCGUUCUCCAAAUCUCGACCGGACGAAUCGAUUAUGUGGCAACUUUCGUUUCCUGCUUCACAAGAAUAUGCUACGGAAUUAUCUCGAAAUUCAGAAAUGUUAAAGCAAAUGCUCAUGGACAAAUGUGCUGAUUGGCACGCUCCCAUACCGGAAAUGAUUGCGAAAACGAAACUAAACCUUCUAAUGGGUAUACCAGCAUUCGACCGAGAUUUAGUGGAAAUUCCCGAUGAAGGCAAAGCUGGUAUUCAAAUUGCCUUGAUUGGCGACGCUGCUCACCCAAUGUCUCCGUUCAAAGGCCAAGGUGCUAAUCAAGCUCUUCUGGAUGCUGUCGAUUUAAGUGACACAAUCGCUCGAAAUCAAUCCGACUUACCUGCUGCUGUUAAACAGUAUGAAGAUCGAAUGAUCAAACGUGUGUAUUCAAAAGUGAUGCAAUCGCGAGAGCGUGUAACGAGUUUCCACCGACCAGAAGUGCUUUCAACAGAGAACUUUUCCUAUCGUGGUGUGGAUGACGCAUUGAUGCAAAGGCUAAAUAAGCUCAAGAUUAAUGCUACAUGGAACGAUCCUAAUAUCUCCAUUGAACAGGCAAUAGCUGAUGAAUUAAAUGAAAAUGUUUCAAGUACAGAAAAAAAUUGA
Messenger RNA from Adineta ricciae, 1305 nucleotides. Lineage: Eukaryota; Metazoa; Rotifera; Eurotatoria; Adinetida; Adinetidae. The record is from the annotation of a GenBank genome assembly.